Molecule: messenger RNA, 2097 nt
Organism: Neospora caninum
Lineage: Eukaryota; Apicomplexa; Conoidasida; Eucoccidiorida; Sarcocystidae
Product: Pre-mRNA-splicing factor CWC26, related
Exons: 6
Coding region: 1-2097 (698 amino acids)
Biological process (GO): mRNA splicing, via spliceosome
Cellular component (GO): U2-type spliceosomal complex; RES complex
Molecular function (GO): RNA binding
Source: RefSeq, a predicted model, not a curated record
AUGAGUCCGUUUUCCAAGAAGCCAACCGCCAGCUCGGGGUCGUCGGCCUCGAGCGCCUCCAAGCUCGACUACUUGAAGAAGUACAUGGGUAAGGGCGGGUCUGCGGCAGACGGCGGCGCGCUUUCUCUGGCGAAGGAGGGGAAAAAGAAGAGAAGUAAAACGCCAGGAUCGGCAGAAACGAGCCGCAUGACCGGGUUUCGCCUCAACGACGCCUCGGAAGAGGUCGACGUGAGAGCGCCUUCUCGGAAGCGCCAGGCGAGCUCGCUUCGCUUCGAUGCUGCCCAGUUUGGCCGCGUCCUUUGUCCUACGAUGGGUGCGAGGGGGAAGGCGUAUGCGUAUCAGUUGGACGAGGAAGACGGGUCUGACUCGGACGGAUCGGAACAGCACCAGGAAGACGAGGAGAUCGUUGUCGUCGACGCAGAUGGCCGAAACGUCGCGCUCAAUGAGCUACAGGCAAAACGCGUGCACGCCAUUGUGCGAGACCAAGAAGCGAGGGAAGUGGGCCUUUCUCCGAAAACUGGCGUCGGGCGACGUGGCUUCGAGGAGACCGAGGGUUGCAAGAGACACGGAGACGCCCCGCUGCGCGGCGACGCUGGAGACACCACCGGCCGGGAGGACGACGAGUCCCGGAAGAAGCGGAGUGGUGCGGAUGCAUGUGCAGAGGGAGCGUGGACAGAAAAGAGUGGCGCCUCUGCGUCGAGUUCCGGCCGCGCACUGGGGCUUAGAGGGUCUCUUUCUGUCAAACAAAAUGACAUCGAUUUGUCUGUUUUCAACGCACCUGUUGGAGGCCGUCUGAAGCCGCGCUCCGAGGCCGAAACUGACGACAGUCUGGGAGUUGACGCGCGACCGGACCUGUCUCCGCCGCGACGCAGACCCCACUCGCGGGGUCUGCCGGCGUGCCGCGACCACUCUGGAGAGAAAGGACGAGACGAGAGAGGAAGCUUGGAACGCGGGGCGAAUCGAAGAUCCUUGUCGCCAGCGCCUGGCCCAGGGACACCGCAGGACAACGCGGUCACCUCAUCGACGGCAGGUGGAGUGUCAGGCAAAACGGAGAGAGAGGACCUAUCUCCUCCCAGGAGGCGGCCGCUGAGGAGUGGUGAGUCCUCUGCAGGUCGAGACGGGGCCGACAAGCAGUCAAGCACAGACGCAGGCCGAGAUCGGGAUUUGUCUCCUCGAAGAGCAAGUGGAAGAGAGGGGAGCGAGCCGGCUUCUGUAGGGGCCGCAGCGCCCAGGUCAGGGCAGCUGGAAGAUCUGUCGCUCCCUCGCCGGAGGCCUCCGUCUUCAGCCCCCAGUGAUGCUCGCGGCUCUUCUGCUUCGUCUUCCUCGCAUUUUCCCGGCGCGAGAGCCGGACGCCAGGCUCGGUCGCCUGAACGCCGCACAGACGACCUGUCCCCGCCCCGCAAACGAACAACAGAUUGGGGAAAGGGUAAUGAGACGUCAGGACGAGAGGAAAUGCAGCAACGGAGCGAUAGUGGGCCAAAGUCAACGGGUCUCUUGACCCUUGACGACUACAGAGCCUCAGGUGUCGGGUCAGAGAAGGAGCCAAGUCUUCUAACGAAAGACUUGCUCGCCCGAGAAGUCGUUCGCCAAGUGGUCUACCGUGAUAGGCAGGGUCGAGUCAUCACUGAGGAGGAGUGGCUAGAGCUUCAGGACCAGAAGAGAGGAAAGAGGCGAAAGAAGGAGCGGAGUCCCCCACCGGAGCUUGAAUGGGGCAAAGGCAUUGUGCAGAAAGAAGCCCGCGAGAAGCAGGCGCAGGAAGAGGCCAAAAUUGCACAGCAACCACUGGCAAGGUAUGAAAUUGACGACGAUUACGACCGAAGUCUUCAAGACCGAUCUCGGUGGGAAGAUCCCAUGAAUCGUGUCCCUCAGAAGGCCGAUGAGAGUCCAACGACACCCGCAAAUCCCGAGCGGCCGAAGGAAAAAGAGCAUCCCAAGUGCCCCCACGAUGCACCACGAAAUCGCUUUGGCAUUUUGCCAGGCUACCGGUGGGACGGUGUCGUUCGAGGCAACGGUUAUGAGGAUCGCCGUCUCAAGGCCAUCAACCGGAAGAAGCUGGAAGCUCACAUGGCCCACAUGAACAACGUCGCCGACAUGUGA